GCCCGUCGUAGUCUAGGGCGCCCGAUCUGGAUAUGCCCUUGAGGGCCGAUAAGGCUGAUAACUGGGCCGUGGGGGAAAAGGCGUCGUCUUUUGGGCAAGGACCAGGACGGCAGGACGAUAGGUAUGGAUCUCUGGGGUCCGGGAGCUCGUCGAAGGCCGACGAGGUCGAUAGCUGGUUUAGUAACAAGAAGCCGGUGGUCUCGGGACCACCGGCGCCUUCGAGGCACUCUGGAUUUGGAUCUGGGUUUCGUGAAUCAGCAGCUGGAUCAUCGGAUUCGGAUAGAUGGGUUCGAGGAGGAGGAGGAGGAGGAGGAGGAGGAGGGAUGAUGAUGUCGAAUGUUGGGGAUCGUGAUGUGCGUGAGAGGCCGAGGCUUGUUCUUGAUCCUCCGAAGGGGGAGACAUCGACGGAGAUGAGCAAGACGACUCGGGCUAGCCCUUUUGGGGCUGCUAGGCCGAGGGAAGAGGUGUUGGCUGAGAAAGGGGUUGACUGGAAAAAGAUGGAGAGUGAGAUUGAGGUCAAGAAGACAAGCAGGCCGACUAGCCCACAUUCGAGUAGACCUUCAAGUGCGCAGUCAAGUAGGCCUGGAAGCUCGGGCUCGCAGGUGGCAGGUGGUGAUGGAGGUGCUAAGAUUCGCGCAAAGGUGAAUCCUUUUGGAGAUGCGAGGCCGAGAGAGGUGCUUUUGGAGGAGAAAGGAAGGGAUUGGAGGAAGAUGGAUUCGCAGCUAGAGCAGCGCAGGGUUGACAGACCCGAGACAGAGGAGGAAAAGCUGCUGAAAGAUGAGAUAAAUAAUCUAAAGAAGGCAUUGACGGAGGAAACUGAAGGAAACAUGAAUGGCGAUUCUGAGCAGAUUACUUCUGAAAAACAAACUGAUCUCCAUGAGCAAAUUUCUCAGAGAGAGAAAGAUCUUGACAAGCUCGCCCGUGAGUUGGAUGACAAGGUUCGAUUUGGCCAGAAAGCCACUGGUUCUGGUGCGAGCAGGAUUGCGUUUCCCUCAGAUAGGCCCCCUUCUCAGUCUGGUAUGUCUGAAGACUCGAAAAAUGUGGACUACAUGGAAAGGCCUCGAUCUCAUGGUGGCACUGGGGAAUCAUGGGGUAAGCCCUUGGAUGAAAGGAAAGGCUUUCAAGGAGGAAGAGAAUCAGGUUUUUUUGGCAACAGAAGCAUGGACAGGUCAAGGCGGGAUGGUUGGUGAAAGCUGCUGCUGCUGAAAUUCUUGCUUUUUUCCUUUUACAGCAGAAGCAUAAUAAUGUCUUACUGAAUUUUGUUCUACUUAUUCCUUUUUUUCUAUUUUAAUGUUUUUGGUUUUUGGUUUUGGUUUUGUAACUGAGAAAGCGUCAAGAAUUUGUUGUUAACUGCAUAAACUUAUCACCACACAAUUUGACGCUCCCUUGAUGUGGUGUAAGAUUUGCUAAUUUUCCAUGUAAAGGCAAAGCUUGAGCAGCUGUAUUUUUCAAUUCUUGAUCUCAAUUACUCGUAAUUUGCAGCACUGUGUAUGUUGGUUCAAAAUUUUGCUUU
Molecule: messenger RNA, 1513 nt
Organism: Asparagus officinalis (garden asparagus)
Lineage: Eukaryota; Viridiplantae; Streptophyta; Magnoliopsida; Asparagales; Asparagaceae
Product: eukaryotic translation initiation factor 4B2-like
Exons: 3
Coding region: 33-1190 (385 amino acids)
Molecular function (GO): translation initiation factor activity; mRNA binding
Source: RefSeq, a predicted model, not a curated record